Messenger RNA from Fopius arisanus, 3152 nucleotides. It is a transcript of the gene Sec8, whose product is annotated as Secretory 8. Gene Ontology annotation, cellular component: synapse; exocyst; growth cone membrane. The transcript is spliced from 2 exons. Gene Ontology annotation, biological process: Golgi to plasma membrane transport; exocytosis; chemical synaptic transmission. Bases 82 to 2937 code for a protein of 951 amino acids. The record is from RefSeq and is a predicted model, not a curated record. NCBI's taxonomy places the organism in Eukaryota, Metazoa, Arthropoda, Insecta, Hymenoptera, Braconidae.
UCAAUCCUCUUUGCCUCCCCCUGUCAUUUGACAGUUCACUCAGUGUUUUCUGCACAGUUAUAUCAAAAUUAGAGGACAACAAUGUCAAUUGCACCGCCAAUAAAACCACCGCGUGGUAUAAAACCCACGAAAGAAACUAGCGGUCUCCUCAUCUCAGUGAUCCGAGCACUCUCAGCUUCCGAAACGAAUGAGCAACGAGAAGUGGAAAAAGCAAAACUUGAGAAAGAGUACAAACGGAGUGAUCAACGCCUGGACGAACUGGUCUCCCUGCACGACCAGGACUUGACAGAGGUAAUGAAGAUCUUCAGUAAUCUGUCAGAGCGAGUGACAGGUUCACGGGAGAAGAUCCACGCAGUGAAAGAGAACCUGAAUGCCUGCAAGCAGUUAUUGCGUUGCCGAAGAGAAGAGCUGAUGAAAUUGUGGCUGGAGGGAGUGGAGCACAAGCACGUCCUCCAGCUGCUCAACGAGAUAGAUCAGCUGCGAGAGGUGCCCUCUCGUCUCUCCCACUAUCUGAAUAAAAAGCUGUACCUUCACGCUACUCAACUCCUCGUCUCCGCCCUGUCAAUGGGUGAUGGAAGUCUGGAGGGAGUGGAGGCUCUCCGAGAGGUCCGCCUUGAGCUCGAGACGAAGAAACAGCAGCUCCAGCAGAAGCUCCUGGAGGAGCUGACACGUCACCUGUAUCUGGAAACCACUCGAGAGGUUUUGCUGAGGCGUCAGGGCUCGGGACGAGACUUUCAGCGUGGAAACGAGAGCCGGGGCUCACGAGGUAAUAAAGUUAAACGAUCACUCCUGGAGGUUAAUUACCCCACAUCCUCUCGAUCGAACCUCAACCUCGAGGACCUCACAAACAUCACAGAGGACGAAAACACCAACCCAGAGGACAACUCCGAACACUUUAUUGCGAUAAUAAUUCAGUGUCUGGCUCUUCUUAAUAAUAUUCCUGAGGCAGUGGAGGCUAUCAAGGCCCAGAUGCAGUCAGAGCUAUUGAAUAUCAUCUCCAGGACCUCAGAGCAGAUAAGGAAAAACUCGAAGAAUCCUCCAAAGACAGCUGAAACGAAUGAAAUAAUCGAGCCAACGGACGACGAUAAUCAGUCCCUCGUGGAGCUCCUGCAGACGGUCUUCGAGCAGUUUCGAUCGGUGGUAGCUGCCCAUGGAACGGCCCUGAGGAGCUUCUCCCACGUCUGCAAGAAAUAUAAUCUCGAUGUACGUCUGUACGAGAUGCCAGACGUCUGGAGUAAAAUACAGGCAGUUCUCCAGAUGCUUUUGACUGAAUUCUUGGACAUUCAGAAUAUCGUGGAUGGUCCAUUCCAGUCAACCACCCUGGAGGAAGGAGCUGUUGACAUCAAUACGUAUUUCUCCAAGAGAAGACUCCAAAAGCCCAUGAGGAGAUCACUCUUCAAGUUUGAGUCCUCUUCACACCCAAAAACCCUCAAUAAUUACUUGAAAGAUCAGAGGUAUGGCAAUCUGAAUCGUGAGAGCAAUCUCUCUCAGCGGAGAUUAGUUUGCGAGCCGAACCCCAAGAAUAUUACCAUUAUUUUUCGUCCAAUGAUGCAGUUCAUAGAGGAAAUUGAGAGAGCCCUCGACUCCAAGCCGAACUGCCCCUGCACUCUGAACAGCUUCAUCGCUGAUUACGUCAAGGAAGUCUUCCUCGGGCGUCACCACGUUAUGGUGGCGACGAUAAUUGAUGCAGCGACCAAGGGAUCAGAUGCCUGGACAGCCACAACUCCUCCUGAGGUCAUGAAGGAGCUUGGAUUGACGAGACCUCUUCUCAUCAGCACUGUCCAAGUUGAGAGAUGUGUCUCUGAGCUGAGGUCCCUCAUGAUCUCCCUUCCCCUUCAGGCUGAGCACUUCUGCACUCUAGCCCUCAAUGUACUCCAUAACUACAGGGAGACCUGUCAGGGCGCCUAUAGGGGCAUCAUCCAGCCUGACAGCGAGGACAAAAGAAUUUGCUCCGCUGCUUGGCUCAAGGACGACGACAUCAGCAGAUUCAUCAAGUCUCUACCCAACUGGGACAAUAUGAAGAGCGAUGUAGCGAGAAAGGGGAGAGGAAGGUGGACGAUGAGGAGACAGGAGACACAGGAGGAGGAGAGCCCAGAGGAGAUCAGGCAGAGGAACUUGAGGGAAGCUGAGAUACUCGCAAGUACCCUGGGAGAGGGGGGCAUCAAUGCCCAUGAGAUUUUGUCUGACGUUGGACAGCUCAAGUGUCUGGCACUGAUUCAGGAGAGCGUUGAGUGGUUCUCAUUGUCAAUUAGAUCAUUAGUCGCUGAAUUGAGUCAAGCGAAGGGUGGAGAACUUGGGGGUUUACCCAGGGUGUCAGACUCGUUAGUGGAGUCUUUGGAGCAAGUGGCUGGAGAAUUCGAAGAACUUGCCAACACUUGUAUUCUUGUUUUGCACCUAGAGGUCAGGGUGCAGUGCUUUCAUUAUUUGUUACCCAGAGGGGAGUACAGUCAUCUCUGUGGUGGUGUCAAGGAUCCCCAGGAGGCCGAUCCCAGGGUGGAGGAGUUGAGCAGAGUUUUGCAGAAUAUUGAUGAGGCACUGCAGUCUACUCUUCAUCAGAAGAAGACGAAAUAUAUUUUUGAGGGUCUUGGUCAUCUCAUUGCAAAAAUUCUUAUCACCUCGGCGCAGUACAUCGAGAGAAUUGAUAAGAGUGGAAUUCAGAGGAUGUGCAGGAAUGUAUUCACUCUCCAGCAGACACUUACGAAUAUCACGAUGACUAGGGAACUUGCGUUGGAUUAUGCCAGGCAGUAUUUUGAGAUGUUUUAUGAGACUCCUGAGGAUAUCUUGAAUAGUGUCCUGGAGAAUGGGCCUCGGUUUUCGGAGUUGGAGUAUAUCAAUGCCUUUCAGCUCAUCGCCAGGAGCAGGGAGGGAUACACAUCCAUGAGCAAACACCUGGAGAGGCUCUCGGAAAUUCUGGGAGAGGUUGGGGUCACUGUAUAGUCACUGGAUAAGAACUAAUUGGAGUUAUUGCACAAUGAAUUUUUUUUAUUGGGAGAGAACUGCCUGGGAAUUUCAAGGGUUUAUCUCUGAUUUCAAGGAGAUAUAGUAUAUACUAUUGAAUAUUCUCAAUUAACUGGAACAAAUGGAGAUUGUUAAUUGCUAAAAAUAUCGUCAUUCUUUAUUAUUUAUUGGAAUUAGAAAACUCUUCAGUUUAA